AUGACUAUGCCGGUGAAGCAGGGACUUUCUACAUGGAGCCCGCCAAGAUUUCCUAUUUCAUCUCUUAAACCCCAAAAAUCUCUCAGACCCACUUCAUCUUUCUACACAGUAUUUGCUGCGCUCAAGGGCACGAGCCAAAAUGUCACUAAUAUCAUCAGUCACAUGAGAAAAGACGGUGAAAAUGGGAAGUUGCAGCAACAUUCACUGUCCUUUUUUAGCUUCAAGGAAAGAAUGCUAUCAAGACUCCCAUUAGCUGUCUUAGUAGCCAAUGCUAUGAUGUUCGAUAAACCUCUGCAAGUACUUGCUGAAACAUGUGAAGCUGAUGGUAAUGCCGCUUUGAAUAUGAAUAUGCCGUUGUUGCUCUUUGUUGCCCUAAUUGGUGCCACCGUUGGAGGACUUGUUGCACGAAAGAGGAAAGGAGAAUUGCAGCAACUAAACGAACAACUUAGACAGAUCAACACGUCACUAAGAAGGCAAGCUAAGAUCGAAUCGUAUGCCCCAAGUUUGAGCUAUGCUCCUGUAAGUGGACGCCUUACGAAAGAUGAGUUGAUUGUUGACCCUAGAAAACCAGAUUUAAUAUCUCGUCUGAAAAAUGGGAAAAAAUUCUUACGAAAUCAAGAACUGGAGAAGGCAUUCUCCGAGUUCAAGACCGCGCUUGAGCUUGCACAGAAUCUUAAAGAUCCUAUUGAGGAAAAGAAGGCUGCAAGAGGCGUAGGGGCAUCACUGCAAAGACAAGGCAAAUUUCGGGAGGCCAUAAAGUACCACACACUUGUUCUUGAAAUAUCACAAAGGGAAGGAGAAGAAUCGGGGAAUACAGAAGCCUAUGGAGCAAUAGCCGAUUGUUAUACCGAACUUGGAGAUUUAGAACGAGCUGCGAAAUACUAUGACCAGUAUAUUUCCAGGUUACAGUCGGAGUGA
Striga hermonthica is the source of this 918-nucleotide messenger RNA. The record is from the annotation of a GenBank genome assembly. NCBI's taxonomy places the organism in Eukaryota, Viridiplantae, Streptophyta, Magnoliopsida, Lamiales, Orobanchaceae.